This is a messenger RNA of Aplosporella prunicola CBS 121167, 2451 nucleotides long. RefSeq lists its product as uncharacterized. The transcript has 6 exons. The record is from RefSeq and is a predicted model, not a curated record. Lineage: Eukaryota; Fungi; Ascomycota; Dothideomycetes; Botryosphaeriales; Aplosporellaceae. Gene Ontology annotation, cellular component: endosome. Gene Ontology annotation, molecular function: phosphatidylinositol binding. The coding region runs from base 500 to 2278 and encodes 592 amino acids. Gene Ontology annotation, biological process: protein retention in Golgi apparatus; retrograde transport, endosome to Golgi.
AACAUGGCAAUCUGAAGGGCCGGGGUCGCGGGGUCUCCAUUGCUCUCGAGGGCGGGAUUCCUUGCUCUUCUUCUCGCGUACAGCGCUGCUCAGGGCUCAGGGAUAACCAACGGCCAAGGGCAAGGGGAGGAGAAUAGGAGAGAGAGUGCUCGUCUAGUUACGAGCAACGAGAACCCCCCUCGGCCGAGUGAUUGCGAGCAGCAUCUCAACAAAAACCCCGCGCACCGACGCGAAAAGGAGAUGGGCAGAGGCAAAUAGAGAGAGGAAAGAGAGGCGAUAGGCACCCGCUAUGUUCUCGCUGGACCCUGGUUUGCGCAAUUUCAGACCCCGAGGGCAGAGGUUGACCUGAGCGGAUUGGGCUGAGUACUGUAGUGUGGUUGGUGGUUUGCCUUGCGACUGGGCUGCUCCAUGAAGCGACGGCGCACUGACGCCCCGGCCGCCGAGACGUUCGACAUCGCCAGCUCCGCAGCUCACAUGCAACAUCCGGCCGAAGCACACCAUGGACCUCCACGACGAAGGCGCAUCCGCCUGGGGUGAUGUCCCCUCCAACCCCUCGCGCUCCAACUCCAGCCAAAACAUACCCAAGAUUGCUGCCGACCAGGCCGCCGCUGAAGAGAAUGCAAAGUCUCAGCCGGCCGAUGAUGCUCCCGCUCCCACCGCCUCUGCCGCCCCCAGGUCGCCGGGUAGACCCAGGCCAGGCCGCCGCGUCGGCGUGCCCCAGCCCACCCGUCUUGAAGUCGCAGAAGACCCGCUGGGCCCUUUGGGCGCCUCGAUCGACACGCUCGCCGAGCCGCAAGUCGACGAGCCCCCGGCGCCUCCCCAAAAGGAGCUGAAGGGCUCGCGGCCCGCGACCGCCACUUCGACGUCGUCGAUCCGCAGCAUGAUGGAUUCGGUGAGCCUGGAUGACGACCUCGAGACGAGCUCGACUGGGGCGAGGAUACCGCCGCCCGUGCAGCCUGCCGCGAACAAUGGCCUGCCGAAGCAGAGGCAGCCGAGUGUCAGCGUGGAGCAGGCAGCCAAGCCAACCUUCAACAUCACCGUGGGAGAUCCGCACAAGGUCGGCGAUCUGACAAGCUCGCACACCGAAUAUCAAGUCAGGACCGUGACAACGUCCAAGGCCUAUCGCAACCCCGAGUUCGCCGUUUCCCGCCGUUACCGUGACUUCCUGUGGCUGUACAACCAACUCCACAACAACAACCCCGGUGUUGUCGUUCCCCCGGUUCCCGAGAAGCAGGCGGUCGGCCGUUUCGAUGCGGACUUUGUUGAGUCGCGACGCCAGGCGCUUGAGCGUAUGCUGAACAAAUGCGCCGCGCACCCGAUACUACAGCAUGAUGGAGACUUGAAAUUGUUCCUCGAAAGUGAGGCAUUCAAUGUCGACAUCAAGCACAAGGAGCGGAAAGACCCUCUCCUCACCGAGAACAAGGGAAUGUUUGGUUCAAUGCUGUCUGUCGGUGGCGGAGGAAAGUUCAUUGAACAUGAUGACUGGUUCCACGACCGCAAGGUUUACCUCGAUGCCCUGGAGGGCCAACUCAAGGCUCUCUUGAAAGCUACCGACACUGUCGUGGCCCAGCGCAAGGGUUUGGCCGAGGCUUGCGGCGAUUUCUCGGCAUCUCUCCACUCUCUCGCUUCUGUCGAACUAUCCCCCGCUCUUUCCGGCCCUCUGGAUGGCCUGUCGGACCUACAACUCCGUAUUCGCGAAUUGUAUGAACGCCAAGCCCAACAGGAUGUUCUUACUCUUGGCAUCGUUAUCGAUGAAUACAUCCGCCUCAUAGGCUCCGUCAAGAUGGCCUUCCAGCAAAGGCAGAAGGCCUAUCACGCAUGGCACACUGCCGAGUCGGAGCUGGCAAAACGCAAGGCAACACAGGACAAGCUCUUGCGGCAAGGCCGGAGCCAGCAGGAUCGUCUGAACCAGCUGAGCGCCGACGUUGCUGAUGCGGAGCGCAAGUCGAACCAAGCGCGUCUGCUGUUUGAGGACAUGGGCCGGCUGAUGCGCAGUGAGCUAGAGAAGUUUGAGAGGGAAAAGGUCGAGGACUUCAAGAGUGGGGUGGAGACGUUCCUUGAGAGUGCGGUGGAGGCACAGAAGGAGUUGAUCGAGAUCUGGGAGACGUAUCUCAUGCAGCUUGACGCGGAAGAGGACGGGACUCCAUUCGUUCCGGCGGGCAUCCAGGCCGCAUCGACUGGGGACGAGGGCGCUGAGAGACCGCAGACGGCGGAGAGCCAGGAUACCCAGGGCAGCGAGGCGGAUACUGCGAAUGCCACGGCUGAGUCGGAGGAGUAGUGGGGGCGGGAAAAGGGGUGAGGGCAAUGUGUAUUUACGGAACGGUAGUCUGUUAUGAGCAUGGAACAAGACGUUGGCGUUGAUCUAUGGGGUGUUUGCACGGAAGCAAUGGUGCCGAGGCAUGGGUAGGGUGUGUACUACAAGCUCGAGCCUAGGCCUUCCCCGUACCUGUG